Messenger RNA from Zasmidium cellare ATCC 36951, 597 nucleotides. RefSeq lists its product as uncharacterized. NCBI's taxonomy places the organism in Eukaryota, Fungi, Ascomycota, Dothideomycetes, Mycosphaerellales, Mycosphaerellaceae. The record is from RefSeq and is a predicted model, not a curated record. The transcript is spliced from 4 exons. The coding region runs from base 1 to 597 and encodes 198 amino acids.
AUGACGCGUGCGGCCCAAGCUUCCACGACCUCCCCAGCCGUCCUGGCCCAGCCGCCUCGCAACGCAGCAAGCGAUUCAGCGGAUCCCCGAGCUCCCCAAGUCCAGCUGCUCGAGUCUCCCGUCUCCUCUCUAUCUCUCUCUAUACCCACCGCCAUGUCUACGGCUACCCGCAAGCGCAAGCAGGAGGCCGAGGAGGAGGAGGAGGAGCUCCAGGAGCUUCCGGAGGACGAUGAUGAAGAGGAAGAGGAGUACGAAGAAGACGACUAUGAUGACGAAGACGCCGAGGAUGACGACGAAGAGGAUGAGGAAGAGGAAGAUGCUGCUCCGCCUCCCAAGGCCAAGAAACGACGAACUGAAGAGCCAGCGCCCGCCGGUGACGACGAAGAAGAUGUCGAAGGCGAGGACGACGACGACGAUGCCGCAAACGGAGAGGACGACGAAGCUCCAGCUAAAGAUGGCGAGGACGACGAGGGCGCUGACGAGACAGCCAAGUCCGGUGCCCCAGCCGCUGCUGCAAAGAAGGAGGUAGCUGGCGCCGUCCCGGCCGAGGAUGAUCUCGAAGAGGUCGACGGUGCGGAAGAGGAAGACGAGGAAUAA